This is a messenger RNA of Diaporthe amygdali, 849 nucleotides long. RefSeq lists its product as uncharacterized. The transcript is spliced from 2 exons. Gene Ontology annotation, cellular component: THO complex part of transcription export complex. Gene Ontology annotation, biological process: mRNA export from nucleus; positive regulation of DNA-templated transcription, elongation. The coding region runs from base 1 to 849 and encodes 282 amino acids. NCBI's taxonomy places the organism in Eukaryota, Fungi, Ascomycota, Sordariomycetes, Diaporthales, Diaporthaceae. The record is from RefSeq and is a predicted model, not a curated record. Gene Ontology annotation, molecular function: mRNA binding.
AUGGACCGCCUUCGUCAGCCCCGAGUAGGUGUGCAGCAGGAGAAGGCGUCAGGUGUCCAAGCUCCCCAUGCUUCAGCCUUGCCAGUUGACGCGCCGCCUCCACCUCCACCUCUGCCUCUGCCUCCGCCUCCGCCUCGCCCUCGUGUCCCUGCUCCUGCUCGUGCUCCUACUCCUCGCAGCGUCUCCUCCCUCUCGACCGUUCCAAUUCCCCACGUCACUAUGACCAUUGACUCCAUCGUCACCGACCCAGCCCUCCGCUCAUUCCUCCAGACGUCGCAGCAUGCCCGCGAGCAGGCCCUCGGUCUGGCCGACCGCCUCGCUGCUAUCUCCGCUCCCUUGACCACCGAGCAGCAAAUCAGCCUCUCCAAGGAGCAGAAGCUGCUCAACACCAACCUGUCUCACCUUCGUGGCCUGCACCGUGCCGCCUACCUCGCCGCCCGCGACACGAAGGCACAGACUGCCGACGCCCGUCACGAGGUCGACGUCCUGCACCUGCAGCUACAGAACCUGUACUAUGAGCAGCGCCACCUCGAAGGCGAGAUCGCCGCUUGCGAGACCCACGACCACGAGUAUCAGAAGCUACCCUUGGCCCCUGUCGAUGAGUUCCUAGCAAAGCACCCUGAACACUCCGACUCUGACGAGAAUGCGCUCAUGAUCGCCCGCAUAGAGGACGAGCGCGCCGAGCGGGAGGCUCUUGAGCAGCAGCGCCAGGAGCUGCUCAAGAGGAAGCAGAAGCUCAUCGCCGAGAAUAAGAAGCGCAGGGAGGACCUGGCCAAUUUGGACAAUGACCUGGAGAAAUUCAUCGAUGCCGCCAAGCCGAUCCAGAAGACUUUUGAGAAGGUGGUCUGA